CUGUAACUGAUGCUGUGCCCUCCUAUUGGCUAGAUGGCAGGCGAGGAGGCGGCAGGCGAGAAGAAGGCCAAGAAGCCCAGGAAGCAUCAUGCCAGCCGCAACCCUGCGCUGGCCCGAGGGAUCGGGAAAUACUCCCGGUCGGCCAUGUACGCCCGAAAAGCGAUGUACAAGCGCAAGUACACGGCCCCAGAAACAAAGAUAGAAAAGAAAAAGAAAGAAAAAGCAGCUGCUACCAUCACCAAACCAGUUGGUGGAGAUAAGAAUGGAGGGAACCGGGUGGUGAAAGUCCGUAAAAUGCCAAGAUACUAUCCAACUGAAGACGUUCCUCGUAAACUCUUGAGUCAUGGCAAAAAGCCCUUCUGCCAACACAAGAGGAAACUGCGGGGUAGCAUUAAUCCAGGAACCGUUCUGAUUCUUCUCACUGGUCGCCACAGAGGCAAGCGUGUGAUCUUCCUGAAGCAGCUUGCUAGUGGCCUGUUGCUUGUAACAGGACCCUUGGCUAUCAAUCGUGUCCCUCUGCGCAGGACUCACCAGAAGUUUGUUAUUGCCACUUCCACCAAGGUUGACAUCACAGGGGUGAAAAUUCCAAAGCAUCUCAGUGAUGUGUACUUCAAGAAGAAGAGGCUGCGUAAGCCCAAGCAUCAGGAAGGCGAGAUCUUUGACACUGAAAAGGAGAAAUACGAGAUAACAGAACAACGCAAAGCAGAUCAGAAGACGGUGGACUCACAGCUUCUACCAAUAAUCAAAAAGGUGCCUCAGCUCCGUGGCUACCUGCGUUCUACAUUCUCCCUCUCAAAUGGAGUUUAUCCUCACAAAUUGGUGUUCUAAAUAUCCUAAAGGCAUGACAUUAAUAUUAAAGUUUGUGGGGGGAAAAAACAA
Alligator sinensis (Chinese alligator) is the source of this 879-nucleotide messenger RNA. RefSeq names its product ribosomal protein L6 (gene RPL6). The transcript is spliced from 6 exons. Gene Ontology annotation, cellular component: ribosome. Gene Ontology annotation, biological process: translation. Gene Ontology annotation, molecular function: structural constituent of ribosome. Bases 34 to 828 code for a protein of 264 amino acids. Lineage: Eukaryota; Metazoa; Chordata; Crocodylia; Alligatoridae. The record is from RefSeq and is a predicted model, not a curated record.